Molecule: messenger RNA, 1210 nt
Organism: Hypanus sabinus (Atlantic stingray)
Lineage: Eukaryota; Metazoa; Chordata; Chondrichthyes; Myliobatiformes; Dasyatidae
Product: general transcription factor II-I repeat domain-containing protein 2-like
Exons: 2
Coding region: 390-992 (200 amino acids)
Source: RefSeq, a predicted model, not a curated record
UAGCUUUUGAAAUGUAAUUAUGGUGAUCUUGUACAACCUAAGUGUAGCGACACAUUUCCUGCCACAUCCGAAACGGCUCACAAUUAGCCAGCAUUCCGGCUAAGGGAGAUAGCCUACGGGGGUUUGUGAGUACGCGUCUUUUGCAGCAUCUGCGUCCAUGGGGGCUGGGUUGAGGGAGGCUUAAAAGCAAGGCUGUUUAGUUCGAAUAAAGCUAUCUUUGACUGCAGUUUACUGACACCGCUACAACGUGUUUUUAUCGCUGGCUGUCCAGACGGAAGGUGCUGAAACGCUUUGUCGCGUGUCUGGAAGAAGUGAAAACUUUCCUGGGCAGCAAAGGGCUCACCUUUCCUGAGCUGGAACAGCCAGAGUGGCUGGAAAAGCUACACUUCAUGGUAGACAUGACAGCGCACCUGAACACGCUGAACACAGCUCUUCAGGGGAAAGGACGUACAGCCCUGCACAUGUUGGAGGAUGUUUUGGCAUUCGAGCGCAAGUUGACAGUGCUUGCCAGAGAUUUACAGAAAGGCACUUUGUCUCACUUCCCCAAUUUGAGAGAGUUCAAACAAGGUCACGACAUGAUAAUUUCGGAGUAUUUACAUUCUGCAAUCAUCGCAAUGCAAACAUCGUUUGGGAAACGCUUCUGUGAGUUCAGAGAGGAAAAAAACACAUUAUCCUUCCCGGUCACUCCCUUAAGCAUCGAUCCUUCCCUACUGAAUACGACUGCAUUGGCAGGUGUGAGUCAACCUGAUCUUGAGAUGGAACUGGCCGACAUAGCCGACAAAGACAUAUGGGUGUCCAAGUUUAGACGCUUGACAGCAGACCUUGAAGAUGUUGCCCGUCAGAAGGCCGUUCUUGCUCAGAAACACAAAUGGAGUGAUAUUGAAAACCUCACAGAUGACAGCUUGCGAUCCUGUGUAAAGAUGAAGGUGACAUCAUACAGCCCUGAUGUGCAGACGCUGUGCGCUGAGGUCCAGGAGCAGAAAUCCCAUUAACCAAGAUGACAGCUGGCUGACGUUAUUUUUGGUUUGCUGCUGGCGGAAAAUUUAAGUUCGGCGUUUUUCAUAAAUACAAGAAGGACUCAAAUAGACAUUGAAUAUUUUACUUAAAAGUAACUUUCAACCCAACGUCUUUUUUUCGGAGUUCAAAAUGUUUUUGUUGCAUGCAGAAAUGUAAUUUCGUUUUCUCUGCAGGAGUUCAUCAAUUUCAUAAA